AUGCAUUUUCUUCGCCGAGGUCGCAGCUGUGGAGGUGGCAUCGAUAAGGGAGCGGUUCGCUGCGGGGUUCAAGGCUAUGCCGGUGGCCGAAGUGUGCUCCUAUGGGCUCAUGCGCCGUGCUUUCUCGGGAAGAUCAAGGCAGAGUACGUGACAGCACGCCGUGGUCGGUGCAAAAGCACCGGGGAAGCUUUUGAGAUUGGGCAGCUUCGAAUCGGCUUCGAGGUGGGGAACCACAAGUCUUGGUGGCAGCCCGUAGAAGCCGCCCGUUGGACCUCGCAAGUGGUGGCCCUUGGAGUAGUCCGCAACCUGGGCCGAUGUGCAGGAGCCGCAGUCCUGCACGAGCGCCGGCAGGCUGCGACGGGGAUGCAGCCACUGCAGUUUCAUGUUCUGAAGACCUUCAGCAGCUCAAAGCUCAGGCGCCAAAGCGCGCCCCAGCGCUCGGCCGAAGGCAACCAGGAGAUCAAGGAAGAGGCUUGGCUAGAGGGCGGUCAGGAGAACAAGGAGGAAACUCACCCAAGCAACCAGGGCAAAGAGCAGACCUGGUCAGCGAGCGACUGGGAAGACAAGGACGAGAAGAGUUUGCGGAAAAUGCACGAGCAGAUUGGCAUCGCAGAAGAUGACAUGCCGAUUUCCAUCAAGUUCUUACCUUCAAAGGACCAGACUGGAGAGACCUGCUCUUGCAUUGCGCGCUAUGAGAAGGAGGAGACCCUAGAGCAGGUCAUCCUAAGGUUGAAUGGUCAGCAUCUAAAAACCCGCAGCGGCAAGCCCAAAUUGGUAGGCGUGAGCAAGGCAAGGCCUGCGCGCUGGAUGGUCGAGGCGGGCUUGGCGGCGCAGCAGAAGCGGGUGCCCACGAAGGUCUCAGUGGCCAAUGUGCCGCUGGAAUACAGCACCGAGGAUUUUCUGGUGCUGCACAAAGAGGUUGGCCUUGAUGUCGACGAGUUGCCAAGUGUGGCGCAGCACCCGCCAAAGUCCGAAAGAGAUGAAACCUAUCAGCUGACGGCCAAGUAUCCUGACCUCGCUCAUGCGCGGAAAGCUGUGGAGAAGUUGACCGGUGCCUUGAUGUGGACCUCAACUGGCAAGGAAAAGAGACUUUCUGUGUGGAUCGUUGACCCGAAGGGUUCGGAAGUCACGGAGUCACACCACAGGUUUGAAGAAGGUGAUCUCGAAGGAAUUCUAGAGCAUUGGUAUGAGGCCCAGGACUACGGCUUUAUCCGCGCGAAGCAGGGCGGACCCAAGCUAGUAGCCUUCCGGUCUCAAUUUGUGGAUAGUUACACACCAAUACCGGGAGUGGAUGUAGUCUUCGAGGCAUUCGACGCGGGCAAGAAGUACGAAGCACGAAAUAUCCGCAUGCUCAACGUGGACCAGAAAGUCCAAGCCACGGUCAUGCUGCCAGCGCCCACUGCGGAGAUUCCAGUGCAGUACGAGGCAGCACCAGGUUUGGACUACUUCUGCAAGAUGUGGGAUCUUGGACCCACCACAGCGGCCUGGCUGACGCGGCUGCACCCAGAAGUUCAGCAAGCUGUCAUCGAGAACUACGAUGACUCGUCUGUGCCAGAGCUGCUCGACCCGGAUGAGCAGAUCACUCUGCACCCAUCCUGCUUUGUGGCAGUAGACGGCCUCCACCGCAACAUCUCACCGGAAGCGUUGUCGACUCUCUUUGGCCGCUUUGGGCAAGUCCAGUCGUGCUCCAGGCCAAACUCGGUCAGCGCCAUUGUGGAGAUGAGCAGCGCAGAGGAGGCUAGCGUGGCGGUGCAGGAUCUGAUCUAUCCCCCCCUUGGCUGGCCAGGCGGCAUGCUGGUGCACUUCCACCAUAAGACGCCUGUGAUGCAGCUGGAAGACAUGCCACUGGGCCAACGCCUCUUCGGCAUUGUAAAGACGUGGAGCGUCAUGGGAGCUGGCUACAUUGCUCUCCAUGGUACAGGUCCCGACCUGCCGGUUACAAAAGACUGCCUGGAAGACGUGACAGCGCUCAGUACAGGCGCGCCAGUGCUCUUCAAAGCGUGGCAGACGCCGGAGCUGCCCAGUCCAGUGGUCACCCACUGUAUGGGCCGGCUGCAUACCGUGAGGGCCCACCUCAUCGCCUGCUUCGGCCGCGAUUUCGCGGUGAGGAGCUAUGCGCGGCAGAUGCAGGAGCAUCAAGGUCCUUUGCUGAAGCUUCUGCAGUCAGGUGAAGCUCCUGCAGUUCAGCUGAAGCGCAUCAAGGCCCAACGGCCUAAGGCCAAAAGCAAGGCCAAGGCCAAGGCCAGCGUCAAAAGCCUCGAAGGCGAGACUGUGGAGGCCAAAGGAAAAGAGCAGGAAGCAGUGAAGGCCACAAGCAAUGUCGAGCCUGCGGUGCAAAGAGAAGCUCCGAUACCAACAAGACCGCUGGCAGUGCCAGGACGAGUUGCACUUGACCUGGAUGACUGA
Effrenium voratum is the source of this 2406-nucleotide messenger RNA. The record is from the annotation of a GenBank genome assembly. Lineage: Eukaryota; Dinophyceae; Suessiales; Symbiodiniaceae.